This is a messenger RNA of Prunus armeniaca (apricot), 1344 nucleotides long. Lineage: Eukaryota; Viridiplantae; Streptophyta; Magnoliopsida; Rosales; Rosaceae. The record is from the annotation of a GenBank genome assembly.
AUGGGGUUUAGUUUAUCCGUAUUGGGAAAUUUCUUCAAACUUGGUCUUGAACCAGAUGUCUCUACCUUCAACACUCUAAUCAACGGCUUUCUUCCCGAGAAUAGAGUGGCAGAGGCGGCAACCCUUCUCCACAAGAUGAUGAGGGGAGGUAAUUGUCAGCCUAAUGUGGUUACUUAUGGCACACUAGUAAAGGGCUUUUGCAUGAAAGGUAACAAUAUUGCUGCUAUUCAGUUGCUUAGGAAGAUGGAGGAAGGAGCUUGCAAGCCUGACCUAGUUGUCUAUAACACAAUCAUCGACAGUCUUUGUAAGGAUACACUAGUUGAUGAUGCAUUAAACCUCUUCUCUGAAAUGAUGUGCAAGGGUAUUGCCCCAAAUGUCAUUACCUAUAACUCUUUGAUGAAUGGAGUUGGCAAAUUAGGCAAGUGGAAAGAAGCUACAAGGUUGUUGAAUGACAUGGAGGGUAUGGUUGGGGAAGCAGAAGGCGUGGUCGAAAUGAUGAUUGAAAGAGAUAUUGAACCUGAUAGGUUUACAUACACUUCACUUAUGGAUGGUUACUGUUUGCGAGGAGAAAUAGGCAAGGCACAAAAGGUUUUUGAACUAAUGCUUAGCAAGGGCUCGAUGUUUGAUGUUGUUUGUUACAGCACAUUGAUAAGUGGAUAUUGUAAGCAUAAAAAGAUUGACGAGGCCAUGAUGCUUUUUCUGGAUAUGUCUCAUAAGGGACUGGUUGCAGAUACCAUUACUUAUUCCAGUCUUGUGGACGGUUUUUGCAAAGUGGGUAGAAUAAAUGAUGCACAAAAGUUGUUCUCCGAGAUGCAAGCUUGUGGCCAGCUUCCAAAUGUUCAAACUUAUUCUAUUUUACUGGAUGGCCUGUGUAAAAACCGACAACUUUCUAGGGCAAUGCAAUUGUUUGGAGAGAUGGAAGCAAAGAAGUUGGAUAUUGAUAUUGUGAUUUACAGUAUUCUCAUUGAAGGUUUGUGCAUAGCUGGAAAACUUGAAUCUGCAAGGAAUCUCUUUUGUGGUUUGUCAUCAAAAGGACUUCAACCUGAUGUGAGGACAUACACUGUAAUGAUUAAUGGACUCUGUAUCGGGGGCCUAACAAGUGAAGCGGAAAAAUUGCUAGUUGAAAUGGAAGGGAAAGGCUGUUCUCCAAAUGGUUGCACAUAUAACACAAUUAUCAGAGGGCUUAUCAGUAACAAAGAGACAUCAAGGGCUAUGGUACUUAUUCAACAAAUGGUGGAGAAGGGUUUAUCUGCAGAUGCAUCAACAAUGGAGUUGAUAGUUCAAUUACUGUCGAAAGAUGAAGUGGAUCCUGCUUUGUUGCCGUUGAUAAAAGAAUCACUGUGA